Molecule: messenger RNA, 744 nt
Organism: Dictyostelium purpureum
Lineage: Eukaryota; Evosea; Eumycetozoa; Dictyosteliales; Dictyosteliaceae
Exons: 6
Coding region: 1-744 (247 amino acids)
Biological process (GO): sphingolipid biosynthetic process; fatty acid elongation, polyunsaturated fatty acid; fatty acid elongation, saturated fatty acid
Cellular component (GO): endoplasmic reticulum membrane
Molecular function (GO): fatty acid elongase activity
Source: RefSeq, a predicted model, not a curated record
AUGACAGAAUUUACUUUAAUAUAUAAUAAAUAUUAUAAUAGUUUAUCAGAAACAUAUAACUAUUAUUUAUCAAGAAGAGAUGAAAGACUUUUAAACCUUCCUUUGGUAAACAAACCACAAGAUAUGAUAAUAUUAAUAUUAUCAUAUUAUUUUAUAAUUUUCUUUGGUAAAAAAUUAAUGAAAACUCAAAAACCAUUCAAUUUAAGAUAUCCCCUAAUCAUCCAUAACGCAUUUUGUACACUUCUCAGUGUAUAUAUGGUAUUUGAAAUCUUACAUCAAGCAAAUGCUAAUGACUAUUCAUUAGUAUGCAAUCCUGUUGACUACAGCGAAAAAGGUAUUGGUAUGGCAAAAGUUCUUUGGUUAUUUUAUUUUUCAAAAUUCAUUGAAUUUAUAGAUACAAUUUUUAUGGUUCUAAGAAAAAAAGAUAAUCAAAUUACAGUAAGUGGUGAUAGUUAUAUUUCAGCUUUAAUGAAUUCAAUUAUACAUUCAAUAAUGUACAGCUAUUAUACAUUAGCUUUAUUUGGUAUCAAUGUUUGGUGGAAGAAAUAUUUAACUCAAAUUCAACUUAUUCAAUUCGUUGUAAACAUUGCUGCCUCUGGUUACUCAAUUUAUAAUGACUGUAAUUUCGUAAAAGGUUUACACUGGCUUAUGAUUGGUUAUAUGCUUUGUUUUGUUACUCUCUUUGGUGCCUUUUACAUCAAAACCUACAUCAAAAAAUCAUCAGCAAAGAAAAAAUCAGUCUAA